UUCAAUUCAAGUCGUGAAGUCUGCAUAACGAUCUCUAGAAAGCUUGUGCAAGAAUGCAUCAGAACAAGAUUCCAAGCCUUCGCUCCAGUGGUAUAUAUAAAUGGACGUCAUUAUCUGAAUGUCACCACACAAAAUGCGCAACAGAAAGAACACCUCAAGUCCCAGUUUCUGAAGGAACAAUCACUGGGAGGGGAGACGGAUGGAAGGGAACAGAGUUGCAGCUGCUGCUGUGUGGUGCAUGGUCGUCAUGCUGUCCGUGUCAGGCCAGCAGCGGGUGGCCGGAUUCAGGGGGUUCUGUGGGUGCUUCGGCAGCUGCUACCCUGGCUGCAGGGAGGGCAACCCAGCGUGGCUCUGCACAAUCAAGUGCGUGGAGUCCUGCACCGUGCCCAUCGCCGCGUUCGGUGCCGGCGACUGCUCCAAGAUCUGCCUCGCCUCGAUCUGCGGCGCGGCCGAGACCGGGACAACUGAUGGCGGUGCUGCAGCAGCUUGCGUUGAUGAUUGCACCGUGAACCGGAACUCGUCUACUACUAUACAUGGCACUCGUCUCCAAUACGCAAAGCCACACCUCAGUCACAGUUCUUGGCCCAAGUAAACUGUGUGUGCCGUUCUUUCAAGAAAAGGUGGAAAAAAAACUCGUGUGGCACCCGGAACUAAGACGAGCUGCAUUGUAGCCAAAGGAAAUUCUGAAGCCAUGCAUGGAUACAGAAAUGGAAACUCCAACCUGUCCAACGGAAAGGGUUUCAGGUCGAGGUCGAGGUAUCAGAGAUCCAAUGUGACGAGGAGCAACGACAACCACCUGGUCUCCCUGACACUCAUCUCGCUCGUUCUGUUGAUCUCCGAAUCAGAUCGCUCACCGUCCUAUCUUUUUCUUGUGUUUUCUCCGGAAUUUCUAAAUAAUUCUCACAGAAUUUGAAAGGCCCACCCAGCUCACGAUCAAGAAGAAGCCCAAAAUUAUAACCAGAGAGGGCUGCAGUAAUUUUUUGCGCCAAUUCGGCCCAAGCCAGACGCUAAAGCAUCGGGCCCAGCAGCAUGUCGAGCCUCCGCCUUCCUUAUCUUGUGAUGCAGAGACCGGGCAAUGGCAAGAGCGCCGACGCAGCAAAAUACUGCAAGCAAACGUGUGUGGUGUUCAGGUUACCUGAACCACUGUAAAAGAGAGAGCUUGCAGAAAAAUACAUGAGCUUGGAAAUGAUCACAUCUAG
Messenger RNA from Panicum hallii, 1199 nucleotides. RefSeq lists its product as uncharacterized. The record is from RefSeq and is a predicted model, not a curated record. The transcript has 3 exons. The coding region runs from base 200 to 592 and encodes 130 amino acids. NCBI's taxonomy places the organism in Eukaryota, Viridiplantae, Streptophyta, Magnoliopsida, Poales, Poaceae.